AUGAAGUUCACCAGCUCCGUCCUCGUCUCCAUGCUCUCCAUGGCCCUCAUGGUGGCUGGUUCUCCCACUCCUGACAACGCCAUUGACGAUGGUGCUGCCGAUAUCGUCGAUGUUCCCGAGUCUCGCGAUAUCACCGAGGCUGUCCGAGUUGACCUCGAGACCCGCGGUCAGGGCUGCCCCUUCGGUAACCAAUGCAACCUCCACAAUGUUCACCGUACCUGCAACGGCAAGCUUCAGUACCCCUACAAGGGCAGUUGCGGAGGCUUUGCCAACCUUGCUACUACCACAAGUGCAAGACCACCUAAACUUAGGACGGCGUUUAAAUACUUUGGUGGGAUCUUGUCAAAGGAGACGGCUCCAACAUUGCCAAAUAGAACGCAGGUUCGUGUGAUGCGCAGAGCCUCUGUGGGUGGAAACGAUAAACAAGUUGAAGUGGCAUGGCCACUUGCUGAAAGAGUCUCACAUUCUCUUUAUGUUUUGCUUUAG
Clonostachys byssicola is the source of this 486-nucleotide messenger RNA. Lineage: Eukaryota; Fungi; Ascomycota; Sordariomycetes; Hypocreales; Bionectriaceae. The record is from the annotation of a GenBank genome assembly.